Molecule: messenger RNA, 573 nt
Organism: Monosiga brevicollis MX1
Lineage: Eukaryota; Choanoflagellata; Craspedida; Salpingoecidae
Exons: 1
Molecular function (GO): glycosyltransferase activity
Source: RefSeq, a predicted model, not a curated record
UCGAGUGCCAAUUUUGGCCGUUUCAUGCUGCCAGAACUCUUGCCCGAGCUGAAUCGCGUGCUGUACAUUGACAUCGACACGGUUGUCCAGGGAGACUUGGUGGCCUUGCUCGCCCACAUGGACUUGGGAGAUGACGAUUAUUUGGCGGCUGUGCCGCGACCCAACGUGCCCCUAAGCCACUUUUUUGGGGCUGAUAUUGUACGACUGCAUGCCGAGUUACAUCCCGACCCCGGUCAGCUCCUCCAGCUGGCGGCACCCUCCUUCAAUGCUGGAGUGGCCGUCUGGAACCUACGUGCUUGGCGGCAACGGAGCCUGCGUGACGAGGUUCUGUACUACAUGACCAAGCAUCACGAACAUGCCCUGUGGGACUACGGGACGCAGCCCAUCCUUUUGCUGGUGUGUGCGGGGCACUGGCAGCCUUUGGACGUACGUUUCAAUCUCGAUGGCUUGGGAUACCGAACGGACGUGUCAACUGAGGCUUUGGAUGGUGCGUACGUGCUACAUUGGAGCGGGCGACGCAAGCCAUGGCAACAUGACGCGUUGUAUCGGCAGCGGUGGACGCGCUUUGUCAAU